AUGUAUGGAUCUGAUGAUAAUCCAUCUUCGACGGGUCCUGAUAAUCAGUCCAAGAAAAAAAGUGAUGAUGAUGAUGCAUUUGAUCUCGAUGAUUUAUUACCAAUUGUCGGAGAAUUCGGUCACUACCAGAAGAAAUUACUUUGGUUGGUUUGUUUACCCGCAUGUUUGCCAUGCGGUUUUUGUGCUUUUAAUCAGCUCUUUAUGGCAUCAACACCCCCUCACUGGUGCCGUGUCCCGGGUCUUGAUGCUCUGGACCCUUCACGUCGACAAAGACUCGCGAUACCGGCUACUCAUCAGGACGCCAAUGAGACAGUGUACAGUCAGUGCACGAGGUAUGAUGUCAAUUGGUCAGAUCCUAUCGUCGACUUUAUGUAUAUCGAUGGCAACAUGACCAACACUUCCUGGCCAAUUGUACCUUGCGAUCAUGGAUGGGAGUACGAUAUGUCUGAAAUAGUAUCAUCUAUUGUCAUUGAUUUUGACUUGGUCUGUGACAAAGAUAUUUAUCCAACACUUGGACUGGUGGCUCUUAAUACGGGUGGUCCUAUUGGAGUUUAUCUCUUUGGUACUUUAAAUGACAGAAUUGGAAGAAGACUAUCAUUUUUUUCAUGUUUGGCUACACUUAUUACUGGAGGUAUUCUUACAUCAGUAUCCAAUAGUUUUUGGACAUGGGCUGCGUGUCGAGUUGUCGUGGGACUUACGAUACCAGCAAUAUAUCAAAUACCUUUUAUUAUCUCUUUAGAACUUGUCGGCCCUAACUACCGAUCAUUCGUCACAGUAAUGACCUGUUCAUUUUACACAAUGGGACUGUGUAUGUUAGCUGGUGUAACUUAUUUGAUACCACAAUGGAGACUAUUAGCACUUAUUACCAGUACACCUUUUCUCGCUUACUUUUUUUACUGGUGGUUUUUACCUGAAUCACCCCGAUGGCUUUUAGCCAAAGGACGAUUGAGUGAAGCGAGUGAUAUUCUGCAGACUCUAGCAAAAGUUAACGGUAAAGAGUUACCAGAAUCAUUCACCCAAAAAUUGAAACAACGAAUGACAAUGUCGAGAAGUAAAAGUGAAGAAGAAAGAUUACGAAGUGGACCUGGUGUUUUAUCGUUAUUUAAAACACCAAAUAUGCGUUUGAAAACUUGUUUAAUUACUCUUAAUUGGUUUGCUAAUAAUAUGGUCUAUGUAGGAUUGUCUUAUUAUGGUCCAGCUCUUGGUAAUGAAGAGCAUUUGAGUUUUUUCUUUUCAUCAUUAGCAGAGAUACCAAGUUAUCUCGCGUGUUGGGUUGCGAUGGAUCGAUGGGGUCGAAGGUGGCCUUUGUGUCUUUGCAUGGUCACUGCUGGAUUGUCUUGUGUUGCAACUGUACUUUUACCAUCUGAUGCUGUAAUUACUACAUUAGUUUUAUUCCUACUAUCAAAAUCAGCAAUAUCUGCAUCUUUCUUAAUAAUAUAUCCAUUCGCUGGCGAAUUAUAUCCAACACAAUUGCGAGGUGUUGCUAUAGGAUUUUCAGCGUACAUCAGUGGAUUGGGAUUAAUUAUAAUCCCAUUUAUUACAUACUUGGGUAGAGAUAAUUUGGUAUUACCUCUUGUAAUACUUGGGGUAGUUUCCGUAAUUGGAGGAUUGUCUGGAUUACGAUUACCAGAAACGCUACAUCAUCGACUGCCACAGACUGUAGAGGAAGGAGAGCUCUUCGGAAAGGAUUGGAAAUGUGCUGACUGUCUUCACUGUGUGCCCAUCAAACCUUCCUCAGCGACGACGUCAUACGAAGAUCUCUCAGUUGGUGAGACAGUUGAAAUGCAACCAGUGACAGAUACAUCUGCAGUUGAAUUAGAUCAACAAGUACAAUUAACUAGAGGACCCAGUACGUCGACUCGUCGACUGAUGCGUCAGUCUAGUGUAAUGGACACCCAGAGAGACUCUGACGGUUCUAUUAAAAUGACAUACUGGUUUUAAUGUUGAUAAGCCAAAAAAUAAACAUUCACGAGAAAUGGAAAUUUUAUGUUUUCUUUUAAUUUUGGAAAUACUUUCUUGUUUUUUUUUCUUUUUUCUUAAUUAAUUAAUUAAGUAUUGAUAUCUGAUAUACGUUGAUACUGAAGAAUGAGAAAAUGUGUUGCGCAUGAUUAUGUGCGUGCGUUAAUCAA
Messenger RNA from Microplitis demolitor, 2129 nucleotides. RefSeq names its product carcinine transporter (gene CarT). The record is from RefSeq and is a predicted model, not a curated record. Gene Ontology annotation, cellular component: membrane. Gene Ontology annotation, molecular function: transmembrane transporter activity. The transcript has 10 exons. Lineage: Eukaryota; Metazoa; Arthropoda; Insecta; Hymenoptera; Braconidae. Bases 1 to 1941 code for a protein of 646 amino acids. Gene Ontology annotation, biological process: transmembrane transport.